Molecule: messenger RNA, 1173 nt
Organism: Kazachstania africana CBS 2517
Lineage: Eukaryota; Fungi; Ascomycota; Saccharomycetes; Saccharomycetales; Saccharomycetaceae
Gene: GPD1
Product: glycerol-3-phosphate dehydrogenase (NAD(+)) GPD1
Exons: 1
Coding region: 1-1173 (390 amino acids)
Biological process (GO): carbohydrate metabolic process; glycerol-3-phosphate catabolic process
Cellular component (GO): nucleus; cytosol; glycerol-3-phosphate dehydrogenase (FAD) complex
Molecular function (GO): protein homodimerization activity; NAD binding; glycerol-3-phosphate dehydrogenase [NAD(P)+] activity
Source: RefSeq, a predicted model, not a curated record
AUGGCUGCUACUGAUAGAUUAAAUCAAACUUCUGAUAUUUUAAAUGCUUCUAUUAAAAGGAACACUUCUACUGCUUCCUUAACUGCUUUAGAUCAUCCUUUUAAAAUCACUGUUAUCGGUUCUGGUAACUGGGGUACUACUAUAGCGAAGGUCAUUUCUGAAAAUACAGCUUUAAAUCCACAAUUAUUCGCUAAGGAAGUUCAAAUGUGGGUCUUCCAAGAAAAAAUUGAAGGUCAAAAUUUAACUGAUAUCAUUAAUACAAGACAUGAAAAUGUUAAAUACUUACCUGAUAUCAAGUUACCAGAAAAUUUAUUUGCCAAUCCAGAUUUAGUUGACUCUGUUAAAGACGCUGAUAUCUUGGUUUUCAAUAUUCCACAUCAAUUUUUACCAAGAAUUGUUGGUAAUUUGAAAGGUCACGUUAAGCCAACCGUUCGUGCCAUUUCAUGUUUGAAAGGUUUCGAAGUUGGUAAGAAGGGUGUUCAAUUAUUAUCUUCAUACAUUACUGAUGAAUUAAACAUUCAAUGUGGUGCUCUUUCAGGUGCCAAUUUAGCUCCAGAAGUCGCCAAAGAAAACUGGUCUGAAACCACUGUUGCAUAUCAUAUCCCAGAAGAUUUUAGAGGCGAAGGUAGAGACGUUGACCAUAAAGUCCUAAAAGCUCUUUUCCAUAGACCAUACUUCCACGUCAAUGUCAUUGAAGAUGUUGCUGGUAUUUCUAUUGCCGGUGCUUUGAAAAAUGUCGUUGCAUUAGGUUGUGGUUUUGUUGAAGGUCUUGGCUGGGGUAACAAUGCCUCUGCCGCUAUUCAAAGAGUUGGUUUAGGUGAAAUAAUAAAAUUCGGUCAAAUGUUCUUCCCAGAAUCAAGAGUUGAAACAUACUAUCAAGAAUCUGCCGGUGUUGCAGAUUUAAUUACUACAUGUUCUGGUGGUAGAAACGUUAGAGUCGCCAAACAUAUGGCCAAAUCUGGUAAAGAUGCAUUUGAAGCUGAAAAGGAAUUAUUAAAUGGUCAAUCUGCACAAGGUAUCAUUACAUGUAAAGAAGUUCACGAAUGGUUAGAAACUUGUGAACUUUUAGAUGAAUUUCCAUUAUUCGAAGCUGUUUAUCAAAUUGUCUACAAUAAUGUACCAAUGGAAAACAUUCCAGAUAUGAUUGAUGAAUUAAAUACUUUACAAAUGUAG